Messenger RNA from Symbiodinium natans, 663 nucleotides. The record is from the annotation of a GenBank genome assembly. NCBI's taxonomy places the organism in Eukaryota, Dinophyceae, Suessiales, Symbiodiniaceae.
AUGGCGCAGCUGGAAGAGGAGCACCAGGCCCUCAGCGUGGAAGUGUACGGCUGCCCAAAGCCGAAACACCAUCAUCGUAUGCACAUCAGCGAGCAGGCAGCUCGUCUGGGCUUGCUGGUGGACUCCGAAGCGGGAGAGGCUAAGCACCAAUCCUAUAAGGCCACGCUCGCCGACAGACUACAGCAGUUCACGGACAAGACAGUCCUGCAGCAGAACCUGCUGCCGCGGCUUUUGCAGGGGCAAAUGGACAAGAUGCACGAAGAGCAGCCCUUCAGGACCGGACUCCGCUCCACGCCCCAACCGAGCGUGUACUGCCCAGGUGCGAUGGCCUCAAGAACAGCCCGCACAUCCACGCACAUGACCAUCACGGAAGGUGAUGUGCUGCUGCUCUUGCCGCUGACAACCCACACGGCGGCUCAGGUGCGCGAGUGUGCACAGACUGCUGGGGGUUUGCUCUUUGCUGUGGAAACCUUCACGUUCGAGUCUUGGUUUGCAGCCAUGAGCUUCUUCACGCUGCACGGUUUUGCCGAGAUGUGCGAUGCAGCUUCCAGCGUCUGGAAGCGAACAACGGAGGUGGCGGUCUGGCUUGAAGAGAAAGUCGACCGCUGCGUGCAGCCUUCUUGGUGGCUGCAGGAGGAGAACACCGUCCUCUGUUUGCUGUGA